CGCCAUGGCAACAACAACCACAGUCAUGAACGCUAACUGGAGCUGUUAUGCUAGUGGGUAGCGGUCAAACAGCAGAGGGUCCGAGUAUGACUUCAGAGUCAGUACGCAUUAUUUAAAAGUCAUGAAGGAUUAAUGUUGAGAAGCGUGACGAGUGUGAGUCUAAUGGCUCAGCUUUAAUGGAAGCGAUCAAGCGUUUGGACAGCAUAACGGCAAUGGCUGCAUCUGUUGCAGAGGUGACUGCAUCUCUUGUGCGGGAAUAUUUGAGCCGUAAGGGUCUGAAAAGGACUAUUGCCUGCAUGGACGAGGAGCUCCCACGCACAGAAUCCAGUAUCAACAACAGAUCAAGUUUAAGGGAGAUUCUGCACAUAGAAGAUCUGUACAGACAAAACAAGGUUAAGAGCUGCCCUUUGAAAACUUUAUUGGAAAUAAUUGUGAAGCAUCAAAUUGAGAACCAGCACAACAAAGAGACCUACUAUCAAAUUGAAUCUUUGCAUUCAACAUCUUCAGUGGGUCUGAAUGACACUCGCCCAUGGACAGCUAACAUUAACUGUGAAAAUGCCAUCGGAUCAAGGUCAACUCUAAAAGAACUCAGUCAGUCUGAUGUGACCCAUUCCUCUGCAUCUACUGACAACCUUUCCUGCCAACCUGACUCAAAGAACCCAAAAGGGUAUGAUGUUGCAAAAGAACCAGAGAAAAAGAGCUCUGAUCCUGGAAGAAACUUUGGGAACAGGUCCAAUCGAAUGAGGCGAGGAAUGAUGACUGGGCCGAUUUCAAACUCCCACCAGGAUUCAAACCAGAGAAAGCCCAGUCGAAGAGGAGAUGCUCCUCAGACACUGUUCAGACCUGAAGAAGAGGAUGGCGCGAGUGUAGAACGAGUCACUGCUCAAACUGCUAAAUCCAGACAGUCAUGGAGUGAGCCAGUGGCUUUGUCAAGGGAAAACAGCUUGGGAAUGGUACCAAAGGGCAAAUGUGAAACAAAAAAUUUGACUGUCACGACUCGGUCAUGUGUGGAUUAUUUGGAAGUGUCUGAGAUGGUGUUGGAUGACAUUGAUGAUGAUGGGGAUCUGCCAGUACUCUCCACACUGUCCUUUCAUGCAUCCGCUGCGACACAGAAUAAAGGAGAGUACCCCAUGGACCAGGACUCUGCCUCGAAAUUAAAAAUGCUUCUGCUGGGUUCCCCUCUGAAAUCCUUCAGUGCUGAGUGGAAGAAUCAGAGUUUCACAUUCUCUGAAUCAAGCGAUCUGAGAUAUGGAAUUGUUCAAAAUAAGGGCGGUCCAUGCGGGGUUCUGGCAGCAGUUCAAGCUUAUGUGUUAAAGAAGUUGCUGUUUGACUGCAUGGAAAUCGGCAGCACUGACCUCGAGAGGUUGCGACCGUCCAACCCCACCAGAAGAAAGUGCCUUGCGUUGGCUCUGGCUGAAAUCCUCUGGAGGGCCAGGGAGGAGAAACAUGCCGUUGUUGCUGUAAAUUCCGGAAGAAAUGUUUUCACCUCAACUGGAAAAUACAAGUCUGAUGGGGUUCUGGAAAAGCUGACAUGUUUUCCUGUGGAUAACGUCAGCGACCUGCAGAUGUUGCUGGAGCAGCAUAUCGAACAGUUUGCAUCUGGGACGGUCGGGUGCCUGCUGUUGACUGUUUCAGCGCUUCUCUCUCGGUCUACUGAGAAAGUGAGACAAGAUAUGGAUGUUUCUACCUCUACACUUAUCGGAGCACAUGGAUACUGCACUCAGGAAUUGGUGAACUUGUUGCUGUGCGGUCGAGCCGUGUCUAACGUCUUCGACAAUGACAUGGAGCUGGAGUCUGGCGACGGCCACACAACGCUGCUGAGAGGAAUCAAAGCUCGAUGCAACAUUGGUCUGCUCUCUCUGUUUGAGCAUUACCACAUCUGUAAGGUCGGAGACUAUCUCAAGACUCCCCUCUACCCGAUUUGGGUGGUGUGCAGCGAGAGCCACUUCAGUGUGCUGUUCGGCCUGCAGAGGGAGCUGUUGACCAGCCAGGACUCCGCACUUCCAGAGUUCGACCUCUACUAUUAUGACGGCCUGGCCAACCAGGAGGACGAAAUCCGUCUCACUGUCGCGCCUGGAAAAGAGUCCGCCGGAUGUCAAGAGGCGGAUCUCAUCCCACCGCUGGACCUGUGUAUUAGAACAAGGUGGACCAAUGCGUCUGUCAGCUGGAAUGGCACCGAGCCCCUUCUCUGAGGUUGCACCAUUCUUGAACUGCGGUCGUCAUUGUUUGUCGUUGUCAUUGUAGCUUCAUAUUCAUAUUCAUACACAGUGGCCUUCGCAACGCACCAAUGACGUCUGCCAGUCUACGUGAAAAACCCUUGUCACUGGGGCCAACUGCAAACAUAUCCAUCGGCACCAAAACACACUCAGAGGCAGAGUUUAGGUGACCCAACUGAUGGACAAGUUCAGUGUGCCAAUUGUGUGUUACUAGGUUUUGUGUUGCAGUGAGAGUCUGUUUUUCAUUGCACAAUAACACAAAGAGUAAGAAAGUACUAAAAUUAGAUAUAACAAACACUUAUUAUACAUCAGAUUGCUGUUGGUACUCUAGAAUUUUAUAUUCAUAGUAUCAAACGUGCGAAUGUGUUGCGCAAGCUACUUAGCCUCCUUGAGAGACACAAGCAUUUGUGAUAUGUCAGUACCUUGUAUACUUUUUUUUGCUUGAGCUAGCACUUUUAUACAUGUUUUAGUGCAUAUAAAAUGUGCCCUGACCUGGUGCAGUAAAACCCGCACUGCAAGAAUGAAGCUAACUGUGUCUGAUGCGGUGUAUGUCAUACAGUCAUGUUUUGAGAACGAUACUUUUCUGGUACUUGGUUACAUUUUGGGCCAAAGUUUUGCCACAUUUUUGUAUCCGUUUUGUUUUUAUACUCAUUAAAAGUGUUUUUAAAAGAACAAACUGUCAUUUAUACUGUUCAGGGUAUUUAUUCAUUGUAACCCUGAUAAAGAAAAUGUGAUAGAUUGAUCAUAUGCUUACAUGCUGAUGUCCUUACUGCAUUCCAAAGGCCCCUUAGUUUCUAUAUUUAGUGCUUUUCCCAAAAAGCAAGCAUCUCCUUACUGCAGGAUGGCCUCUCAGCAUUCUCGGAUGGCAGGAAUGUGGACUCACCAUAAAAAGAACAUCUCUAAGCAUCAGUCUCCAGUCACCCUUCACUGUUGUAAACCAGUGUUGCUUCUGUGAACUCUGACUCCUUCGAAGUAAAAUUUCC
Molecule: messenger RNA, 3199 nt
Organism: Synchiropus splendidus (mandarinfish)
Lineage: Eukaryota; Metazoa; Chordata; Actinopteri; Syngnathiformes; Callionymidae
Gene: mindy4
Product: MINDY lysine 48 deubiquitinase 4
Exons: 18
Coding region: 177-2192 (671 amino acids)
Biological process (GO): protein K48-linked deubiquitination
Molecular function (GO): K48-linked deubiquitinase activity; cysteine-type deubiquitinase activity
Source: RefSeq, a predicted model, not a curated record